AUGGGUAAGGAGGAAUCCUCGUUGGAGAAGCCCCGAUUGGAUGUGGCCGACGACACAGUGGGUGUGGGAGAGGUGCUGAACGCCUCGGGACAUCAGCAGGAGCUUGAGCGUCAGUUCAGUCUGUUGUCUAUUUGUUCUGUUGGUAUUACGACGGGAAAUGUGUGGGCGGCGCUCGGAGGGUCGAUCGUCAUCGCCCUCUACAAUGGCGGACCGGCAGGAGUCAUCUAUGAGUUCAUCGCCGUAUCAUGCUUCUACUUCAUGAUUGCAGCCUGCAUUGCUGAAAUGGCUUCUGCCAUUCCCUCAGCGGCUGGCGUGUAUCACUGGGCUAGUGUGACGGGCGGCGCGAAGUACGGAAGGGUCAUCGGUUUCUUUGCUGGAUGGUGGAACGUUCUAGGCUGGAUCUUUGGCACUGCGUCUAUAUCCUCCAUCCUUGCCAACCAGAUCGUUAGCAUGUACGGCCUCUUCCACGAAGGCUACGCCUACGAGCGCUGGCACGUCUUCAUCGUCUACUUGAUCAUCACUUGGCUCGCUUGUCUCAUCGUCCUGUUCGCUAAUCGCGCCCUACCGACCGUAAAUAACAUCGGCCUGUUCUUGAUUGUCGCAGGGUGCUUUGUGACGAUCUUGGUAUGUGCGAUUAUGCCAUCUAGGACCGGGAAGGGGUAUGCGAGUAGUAGUUUUGUAUGGAAGGAUUGGCAGAAUAAGGCGGGGUGGACAAGCGAUGGGCUUGUGUUUUGCGCGGGCAUGUUGAAUGGGGCUUUCGGCGUGGGAACUCCUGACUGCGUUUCCCACCUUGCAGAAGAGCUCCCCAACCCCCGUACCAACAUUCCCAAAGCCAUUCUCGCCCAAUACACUGUUGGCUUUAUACUCGCCUUCCUCUAUCUCAUCACAAUCUUCUACUCGGUCAACGAUCUCGAGACACUCUUCUCCAACCCAUGGCCUUUCCCCUUGGCUGAGCUAUACCGUCAAGCUACGAAUUCAUAUGCUGGCUCCCUUGGACUCCUUCUCGUCAUUUUCCUGCCAACAUUCUGCACCAACGUUGGCUGCUACAUUACGAGUGGGCGAAUGUUGUGGACACUAGGACGAGACGAUGCGACGCCGUUCUCGGCAUGGGUGGGAAAGGUGGAUCGAAAAUGGGGAAAUCCGUUCAACGCGACCCUCGUGUGCGGGAUCAUCAAUACCAUUCUCGGGCUUGUUUACAUUGGGAGCGCUACCGCAUUCACCGCCUUUGUCGGAUCCUUCAUCGUCAUGAGCAGCUUCAGCUACCUCGCCUUCAUCCUACCCAACAUCCUCUCCCGCAGGCGCCACGUGAUGAAAGGCCCGUUCACCAUGCCCGAUCCAGUCUUUUAUACUGUUUCGAGCAUUGCGUGCGGGUACAUGAUUGUGUGGAUCCCCAUCUACUGCUUUCCCACGGCAUUGCCGUUCAACUACACUACUAUGAACUACAGCUCUGCCAUGGUUGGUGGGUGCACGAUAUUGCUAGGUGGUUGGUAUCUUUGGAUUCGCAAUAGAGGCUAUGUCGGCCCCAGGGGGCUAGGAGAAGAGGCGGAAAAGGCAUUGGUGCGUGGAGAGAAGCUGUAG
Cucurbitaria berberidis CBS 394.84 is the source of this 1578-nucleotide messenger RNA. Its product is annotated as amino acid transporter. The transcript is spliced from 4 exons. Gene Ontology annotation, biological process: amino acid transport; transmembrane transport. Lineage: Eukaryota; Fungi; Ascomycota; Dothideomycetes; Pleosporales; Cucurbitariaceae. Gene Ontology annotation, cellular component: membrane. Gene Ontology annotation, molecular function: transmembrane transporter activity. The record is from RefSeq and is a predicted model, not a curated record. The coding region runs from base 1 to 1578 and encodes 525 amino acids.